Messenger RNA from Ilyonectria robusta, 2106 nucleotides. RefSeq lists its product as uncharacterized. Bases 1 to 2106 code for a protein of 701 amino acids. The transcript is spliced from 5 exons. Gene Ontology annotation, cellular component: nucleus. Lineage: Eukaryota; Fungi; Ascomycota; Sordariomycetes; Hypocreales; Nectriaceae. The record is from RefSeq and is a predicted model, not a curated record. Gene Ontology annotation, molecular function: metal ion binding; RNA binding. Gene Ontology annotation, biological process: mRNA processing.
AUGUUGUUCCCCGAAGAAGAUGCGCCGAUGCUGAAGGCGUGGAUUGUCAAGCGCAUCGAAAACACGUCCGACGCAGAUGCCGAUGUCCUUGCCGAAUACGUCAUUGCCCUGCUGAAGCAUGAUGGCGACCGCGAGGCGGUGCGGAAGCUUUGCGAGCAGGAGAUUCCCGACUUUUUAUCAGAAGAUCCCAAGGCCUUCCUCGACGAUGUUUUCCAGGCCAUCACCUACAAGACGUACAUACCUGGCGCUCCGCCGCCGCCGAAAUUUAGUUCCGAACUGCCUCCCACACAGCCCGCUUCCUUCGACAGUGGCGCUCCCAACGGCGGCUCACGGAAACGAGGCUUCCAUGACCGAGACGAGUUCGACGGGCCCGACCCACGAGACGGCUCUAACCAGGCCGGCCGAGCCUAUAAGCAACCUCGUCGCGGCGGGCGUGGCGGGCGAGGCGAUGAUAUGAGAGGUGGUCGCUACGGAGGACCGCCCGGGGCCAUGCAUGGCUUUCCUCCGCAGCAAGACAUGCCGACCUUCGAUCCUAAUAACCCGAUGGAGGCCUUUAUGCAGCUGCAGGCCAUGGGGCUUCAGUACCCAGGUAUGCCCAAGUUCCCGCAACCAUACGGCGGCGGGAGGGGCCAGCCGAGGCGGAAGGGCCGCUGUCGCGACUUCGAUACUAAGGGGUUUUGUUCUCGCGGCAGUACGUGCCAGUACGAUCACGGGAACGAGUCUAUCUUCAUGCCGCAAUCCAUGGGGCUACCUAAUUACGACCCCAGUGAUUCUAUGUUCGCCAUGGCGAAUGCGCAGAACCACAUGAAUCCAUUCGGGUUCCAACCUGACAUGGGCGGCCGUGGCCGAGGGGGUCGCAAAAACCGAGGCCCUAAGAAAGGCGGUGCGCGUGCUCCCUUCUCCGCGGACGGCCCAGUCCAUGAUCGGUCUAAGAGCACCAUCGUAAUAGAGAAUAUCCCGGAGGAAAGCUUCAACGAAGACAUGGUCCGGGACUUCUUUUCCCAGUUCGGCAGCAUCCAGGAAGUGUCGAUGCAGCCGUACAAGCACCUCGCGAUUGUCAAGUACGACAAAUGGGGGUCAGCCAACGCAGCCUACAAGUCGCCAAAGGUGAUAUUCGACAACCGCUUUGUCAAGGUCUUUUGGUAUAAGGACGAGUCGGACAUGCUGCCGGCAUCAGUGCCCGCCAACGGGGGUAACUGGACCGGCGACCCCAGCGCAUCCGCCGACGGCCAGGAGCCGGAGCCGGAAAUCGACAUGGAGGAAUUCCAGCGGAGGCAGGAUGAGGCCCAGAAGCACCACCAAGAGCGGGAGCUCAAGAGGGCGGAGCUGGAACGCCAGCGGAUAGACCUCGAGCGCCAACAACAAGAGCUGCUUGCGAGGCACCGCGAGGAGAACGAGAAGCUCCAAAGGAGGCUCACCGGCCAGAGCAGCGAAGGCGGCGACGCGCCGUCGUCGGGGACAGACAUGCUGCGCGCCAAGCUGGCAAUGCUGGAGCAGGAGGCCAAGAUCCUCGGCAUCGACCCCGACGCCGAGGAUGAUACUGCCAGCUCGUAUCACCCACCCCGCGGCGGAUAUCGAGGACGCGGAGCGCCUCGUGGAAGGGGUUACGCUCCGAGGGGACGGGGCAGCGCCCGGGGCCGUGGCGGCAACAUGCACGCGGCGUAUGCGCAGUACUCAAUCGACAACCGUCCCAAGAAGCUCGCUGUCACGGGCGUGGACUUUACAGCGACCGAAAAGGACGAAGUGCUGCGUCACUUCCUUCUGAACCUUGGCGAGUUUGAAUCCGUUGACCCCUCUCCGUCCGUCACCCACGUCUCCUUCCAAGACCGCAAGACGGCCGAGAAGUUCUACUACUCUCUCCAUGGAAAGGAACUCCCGGGCGUUGACGGCCGCUUGGACCUCGCCUGGGUGUCCACCCCGUUGCCGCCUGUCAGGAUGAACACGGUCGACGACCACAACGCCUCCGCGGCGGCCGCAGCCGAAGACAAGGACGACGUCAUGACGGGCUUCAACGAGCCGUCGCAUGAGGAAGAAGAGCCCAUACGACGGAGGGAAGAGAGGGCGGUGGAUAUGGACUACGAAGUGGCAGAUGAGGAUGGCUGGUGA